AUGGAGAUACAGGGAGUGGAUGUGGUGAUGUUGGGAGGUCGGAGAGGAGGUGAGAGGUCAGGAGAGGCAGAGCAGGUAGGUCGGAAGAGACGGAGAAGGGAGGUCGGGAGAGGUGGUGCAGAAAGGUUGGAGCAGAGGCGGAGAAAGGUCGGGAGAGGCGGUUCAGGGAGGUCGGGUGUGGUGGUGCAGACAGGUCGGGAGAGAGGCGGUGUGCACCAAGCAGAUACAGGAAGUGGGGAGGUCAGGAGAGGCGGUGCGAGGAGGUCGGGAGAGACAGAGAAGGGAGGUCGGGAGAGGUGGUGCAGAAAGGUUGGAGCAGAGGCGGAGAAAGGUCGGGAGAGGCGGUUCAGGGAGGUUGGGUGUGGUGGUGCAGACAGGUCGGGAGAGGCGGUGUGCACCAAGCAGAUACAGGAAGUGGGUGUGGUGGCACAGAGAGGUCGGGAUAGGCGGUGCAGAAAGGUCAGGAGAGACGGUGUGCACCACGGAAAUACAGGGAAUGGGUGUGGAGGUGCAGGGAGGUCGGGAGAGGUGGAGCAGGGAGGUCGGGAGAGACGGAGCAGAGAGGUAGGGAGAGGUGGUACAGAGAGGUCGGGAGAUACAGGGAGUGGGAGUGGCGGUGGAGCAAGGUCGGGUGAGGCGGUGCAGGGAGAGGUGCAGGGAAGUCGGGAGAGGUGGUGCAAGGAGGUCGGGAGAGGCGCUGAGUACCACAGAGAUACAGGAAGUUGGUGUGGCGGUGCAGUGAUAUUGGGAGAGGUGGUGCAGGGAGGUCGGGAGAGGCGGAGCAGGAAGGUCGGGAGAGAGGGAGCAGGGAGGUCGGGAGAGGUGGUGCAGAAAGGUUGGAGCGGCGGCGGAGAAAGGUCGGGAGAGGCAGUUCAGGGAGGUUGGGUGUGGUGGUGCAGACAUGUCGGGAGAGGUGGUGUGCACCACGGAGAUACAGGGAGUCUGUGUGGCAGUGCAUGGAGGUCCGGAGAGGCGGUGCAGAGAGGUCGGAGCGGCAGCGCAGAAAGGUCAGGAGCACCAAGGAGAGUAGGUGUGGCGGUGCAGGGAGGUCGAGAGAGGCAAUGCUGGGAGGUCGGGAGAGAUGGCACAGGAAGGUCGGGAGAGACAGAGCAGGGAGGUCGGGAAAAGUGGUGCAGAAAGGUUGGAGCAGCGGCGGAGAAAGGUCGAGAGAGGCGGUUCAGGGAGGUUGGGUGUGUUGGUGCAGACAGGACGGGAGAGGUGGUAAAGAGAGAUCGGAGCAGCGGCAGAGCAAGGUUGGGGGAGGCGGUGCAGGGUGGUUGGGUGUGGCAGUGCAGAGAGGUCGAGAGAGGUGGUACAGAGAGGUCGGGAGAUGCGGUGUGCACCACAGAGAUACAUGGAAUGGGUGUGGCGGUGCAUGGAGGUAGGGAGAGGUGGAGCAGCGAGGUCGGGAGAGACGGAGCAGCGAGGUCAGGAGAGGUAGUACAGAGAGGUCGGGAGAUACAGGGAGUGGGUGUGAUGGUGCAGAGAGAUCCGGAGAGGAGGUGA
Saccoglossus kowalevskii is the source of this 1506-nucleotide messenger RNA. Its product is annotated as hornerin-like. NCBI's taxonomy places the organism in Eukaryota, Metazoa, Hemichordata, Enteropneusta, Harrimaniidae. The record is from RefSeq and is a predicted model, not a curated record.